Messenger RNA from Haliaeetus leucocephalus (bald eagle), 4640 nucleotides. It is a transcript of the gene AHCYL2, whose product is annotated as adenosylhomocysteinase-like 2. Gene Ontology annotation, biological process: L-methionine cycle. Lineage: Eukaryota; Metazoa; Chordata; Aves; Accipitriformes; Accipitridae. Gene Ontology annotation, cellular component: cytosol. The record is from RefSeq and is a predicted model, not a curated record. Bases 1 to 1884 code for a protein of 627 amino acids. The transcript has 17 exons.
AUGUCGGUGCAGGUGGCAGCCCCCGCCGUGGAGCUGAAGGAGCUGAGCGGUCCCAUGGAUAAGGCGACGGGGCCGCCGUGUGAACCGGUGACCGCUCACCCUCCCGGGCACGCUGUGGUCGCGGCUCCCUGUCCGCUGCCGGCUACGGAGCGUGAGGCGGCCCCGGCCCCGGCGUCCUCCUCCUCCUCCUGUGGUGGCGAGCGGCCUCCGCUGAGCGGCUGCCCCGGGCUAUCCUCCGCCACCGGGUUGCCGCCGGGAGCCGCCAAGGUACCGCAGGCUUCGGCCAUGAAGCGGAGCGACCCGCACCACCCUCAGCACCGGCACCGCGACGGCGGCGACAGCGGCGGUGCCGCGGCCGAGGCUCUCGUCAGCCCCGACGGCACCGUUACCGAGGCGCCGCGCACCGUUAAGAAGAUCCAGUUUGCUGACCAAAAGCAAGAAUUCAACAAGCGCCCGACGAAGAUUGGCCGCCGUUCGCUUUCCCGCUCCAUCUCGCAGUCCUCAACAGAUAGCUACAGCUCAGCUGCCUCCUACACAGACAGCUCUGAUGAUGAGACCUCCCCUCGAGACAAGCAGCAGAAGAACUCCAAAGGCAGCAGCGAUUUCUGUGUGAAAAACAUAAAGCAGGCAGAAUUUGGGCGCCGAGAGAUUGAAAUUGCUGAACAAGAAAUGCCUGCGCUGAUGGCUUUAAGGAAGAGAGCUCAGGGAGAGAAGCCACUGGCUGGGGCCAAGAUUGUGGGCUGCACACACAUUACAGCGCAGACAGCUGUCCUAAUGGAAACUCUUGGUGCAUUGGGUGCGCAGUGCCGAUGGGCUGCAUGCAACAUCUACUCUACUCUUAAUGAAGUGGCUGCUGCCCUUGCUGAGAGCGGGUUCCCCGUCUUUGCCUGGAAGGGAGAAUCUGAAGACGACUUCUGGUGGUGCAUCGAUCGCUGUGUCAACGUCGAAGGAUGGCAGCCCAACAUGAUCUUGGAUGAUGGAGGCGAUCUCACUCACUGGAUUUACAAGAAAUAUCCCAACAUGUUUAAGAAGAUCAAGGGGAUAGUAGAGGAGAGCGUGACUGGUGUCCACAGGCUGUAUCAGUUGUCCAAAGCAGGGAAGCUCUGCGUCCCAGCCAUGAAUGUCAACGACUCGGUCACAAAGCAGAAGUUUGACAACCUGUAUUGCUGCAGAGAGUCCAUCCUGGACGGCCUUAAAAGGACAACAGACAUGAUGUUUGGAGGAAAGCAAGUAGUAGUUUGUGGCUACGGGGAGGUUGGAAAGGGCUGCUGUGCUGCUUUGAAGGCCAUGGGCUCCAUAGUGUACGUGACAGAGAUCGAUCCGAUCUGUGCCCUCCAGGCCUGCAUGGAUGGAUUCCGGCUCGUGAAACUCAAUGAAGUCAUCAGACAAGUUGACAUCGUCAUCACCUGCACAGGCAACAAGAACGUAGUGACCAGGGAACACCUGGAUCGGAUGAAGAACAGCUGCAUCGUCUGCAAUAUGGGGCACUCCAACACCGAGAUCGACGUGGCAAGCCUGCGUACACCUGAGCUGACCUGGGAGAGGGUGAGGUCCCAGGUGGACCAUGUCAUCUGGCCAGAUGGGAAGAGAAUAGUCCUUCUGGCGGAGGGCCGCCUGCUGAACCUGAGCUGCUCCACUGUCCCCACCUUCGUCUUGUCCAUCACUGCCACCACGCAGGCUUUGGCUUUGAUAGAGCUGUACAACGCUCCCGAAGGCCGCUACAAGCAAGAUGUGUACUUGCUGCCUAAGAAAAUGGACGAGUACGUGGCAAGCCUUCACCUCCCAACGUUCGAUGCCCACCUGACAGAACUAACUGAUGAACAAGCAAAAUACCUGGGGCUGAAUAAGAACGGACCUUUCAAACCAAACUACUACAGAUACUAAGUUCCUGCCGCUGUAUCCCGGAGAAUCGCGAGGAACAAGAACCCAAGUCUUUUCUCAACUACUGUACAGGAUGAAACAGCGCAAGCUUCCUAAGUUAGAGCUGAGCUUGCUCACAUAGUAGACAGUGUGUUUAGGUUAUUUAUUUAUUAAAUUAGAAUACUGUACAUGCGGCCUCUGCCACUGGUGUUCGUACUGCCACAGGACUGGGAGACGGUGGAUUUCUUUCCGUUUGUUUCAUUUUUCUCUUUGGGUUGUUCUUUUUCGGGGCUGGGAGGAUGAGGGAGGUGAGGGGGAAGCUGGUGGAAUCGAAUCGCUGCAAUGUACUUGGAGUAGUCCGUUGUCACCGUUAAUCCGAUGUGCACGACGGGAGCCGUGGGAUCUGACUUCGAGGUCACACGUUGCUUUUGGUUUCCUUCGCAUCCCAGUGCUUCUUCCAGUGGAGUGGGAUCCUGGCAGCCGUGAGAGCCAGCCGGAGGGCGACUGGGUUUGCAUUUCUCAUGCCAUUUGACAACGCAGCUAAAAACCUCAUUUGCUCCAGGCGCUGCUGACCAGCUAGGUGCCACCUUGGCAGCGAAGCGGUAAAAUCUCGCCGGCAAUCACUGGAGAAACCUCUCGUAAUUCUGCCGACCUGGCCGAGGGAUGGUUCUGCCAGAAAGUCGGUGAACUUCGCCUUAGCACUGCUGAAAGCUGUAACGAAGGGUCCGGUCGUUAGGGUCAGCCAGGGAUAGCCCCUAGCGCGCGGUAGGAGCCGGGAGGGCAGAGUGGUGCCCGCUCGGAGGCAGACGUGGUGGUGGGGUAGGACCCACCAUCGCUCCCUUCAUCACAGCUCCGCAGUAUUUUCCUGCUGCUUACAUUACGAGUGCCAACCUCCUACGGUUCAACCAAAGUUGUAUUCCCGGUGGGGCUACAGGGCAGCCUCGUGUGCCCGUGCUGGUGGAAGAGCCUUGCAACCUCGCUGACAAAUGCUGCUCACAUGUCGGGGAGCUCUUCCAAACCCAAAGCAGAGCUCGUCGGCCAUCCUGGCUGGGAGGACCCGUGUCCAUGCGAGGUCUUUCUCCAGCUGAAUUUCAGUCCUCAAUGGAAAUCUUUGGAGUUUUAUUUUCUAGUAAUAUUUGUACGAUAAAAUCUGGAAAUCCCCUUUGAGUGUAUGAGACGUACACCAGAGUAAUCCCCACCCUGAUUUUGUGUGCAGGGAAGAGUUCAGCAUCACUAAAACCCUUUGAUCACCUCAAAUCUUGAUGCAUCAGAGCCAAUGGAGAACAAAUUUGCCAUUACUCUUUUUUAGACCAGGAUGUCCCACCUGUACGCUGUGGACAGCACGGCACACUUACCCAGGUGACUUUCGAAGUCUCUGUGUCUCAUAAGAGUCACUGUUAUGGUUCACAUGGAGAACAUGGUCCUUCUAAAAUAAAAUUGCCCAACCCCGUGAGCACAAAGCCUUUAUCCUGCGGUUGCUGCUUUGGUAUCCCGAGUUCCUCAUCAGCUACAGAUUCUUGUUUUGUCCUCACGGACCUCUUUGCCGUCAGGAAAAACUCUUUUGUGGCAGGUCAUUCACGCACAAGAAAGGAAAAACUGUGGAAUUACGGUCUUGAUGGCCAAGUCCUUCUCGUGGCUCUUGAUGCUGAGGUCUGAAGUCAGCUUGACCACAAGCUGCUCGUCUUUGGAGCAAACGUUCUCGUAUGCUUGCAUAUUCCAAAUUUCUCUUUGAAAUUUCUCAAAGCCUGGAAGGAAGACGGUGAGAAGACCUUGAGGAGAUGUUAGGCCUUUGAGGAGAAGUUAGGGCUUUGAGAAGGCUUUGAGGAGACUUUGAGAAGACCUUGCGAAUACCUUAGAGCUUUGAGAAGACUGAUAAGACUGAUCACUAACCACAAACUCAAAAUAAUCUCUACUCACUCAUGAAUUUUAUCCACAUCCUGGGAUUUUUGGGAAGAGUCCCCUGAGCUACUUGAAAUGUCACAUUUGGGUCUUUCCCCGCGCCAGAGUACCUUGGUCUCCAUCAACAGCAAAACCCCAGAGUUUCUGUUGUUCUCUGCAGAGGUGCAGCGUGAAAUCCUGCUCUCAGUCGAGGUGAAACAUGGUUGCGGGGUCAUGUUGAGCAAGGCAGCUUUUGGAAAACAGGCAUCCCAACCGCAGCCACUUCUGCCCCAGGAAAAUCCCUCUCCAUUCGCGUGACCCUUCGGUACAGCUCACGCAGUCGCUUACCUCCCCCGUGUCUGUCGCUUGCACAGCAUACGGUGGUGCUGUCCUCAUCCGUGAAUUCCUUUGUGCCGAUUUUUAAGCCCGUUUUAUCUUCCAGGUAGAUAGGAGAAAAAGAAAAAAUUAAUAAUAAAAUCCCAACUGGCUUUUCCCACCUCGAUUUUUAAGGCUCUUCUCCAUGUCGUUCUGCUUCCUCUGUAAGCUUUUUUGCUUGCUUGGCUUUUUCCUAAUCAAUCUGGAAUCAUAUUCUGUGAUCAUCUCUAAAUUAAAUGUGUAAUGGGUUGUUUGUUUGUUGGGUUUUUUUUAAUGUAACACAUUUUUAAAGAAUUAGGAAAAAGGAGAUUUAGGUAACACCAGCAAAAUUGUAUAAGGAAAUUAAUUCUGUUCUGAACUUUAGAAAUAAUAAGACAAAACCUGUCAUCAGCCUGCAGUGAGGAAAUGAAAACUUUGCAAAUGUAACAUUUUCAAAAGGAUGUUUUAAAUAUUAAUGUCUGAGUGAUUGUAUUAGAUCAGCAAUAAAGACUCUGUAAUCUCAAAACACAAAUAAAACAUUGGAAAAC